Molecule: messenger RNA, 1503 nt
Organism: Orussus abietinus
Lineage: Eukaryota; Metazoa; Arthropoda; Insecta; Hymenoptera; Orussidae
Product: isovaleryl-CoA dehydrogenase, mitochondrial
Exons: 8
Coding region: 89-1351 (420 amino acids)
Biological process (GO): L-leucine catabolic process
Cellular component (GO): mitochondrion
Molecular function (GO): flavin adenine dinucleotide binding; 3-methylbutanoyl-CoA dehydrogenase activity
Source: RefSeq, a predicted model, not a curated record
ACCACUGAGUAGACAUUAUCAUAAUACGACCUACACUUUGAUACGUAGUGAUAACGCUCCUUAGUGUUGUGAAACUCCUCAAGGAACAAUGUCGCGUGUCAUGAAUCGCGGGUUGAGACUAGGAAGUCUCGUGAAAAGUUUUACAAAAUGCAACCUUAGACUUUCCUCGCAAUAUUACCCGAUCAAUGAAAAUGUCUGCGGACUCACGGAGGAGCAAAAGGAGUUACGUAGAUCGGUCUUCAACGUCGCGCAGAAAAAAUUGGCCCCCAAGGCCGCCGAAUUGGACAGGAAGGACUUCUUCGACGAGCUGAGGCCUUUCUGGAGGGAUUUGGGCGAAUUAGGAGCCCUGGGAAUCACUGUCAAGCCUGAAUACGGAGGAAGUGGAGGGACUUUUCUGGACCAUGUCAUUCUUAUGGAGGAGAUAAGCAGAGCUUCCGGUGCGAUCGGUCUCAGUUAUGGUGCCCAUUCUAAUCUUUGCGUAAAUCAGAUCCACAGGAACGGCACUGAAGAGCAGAAGCACAAGUACUUGCCGAAAUUAUGUACCGGGGAGCAUGUCGGAGCUUUGGCGAUGUCGGAGUCAGGGUCUGGAUCCGACGUCGUCUCCAUGAAGCUUUCGGCGAAGAGAAGCGGAGAUUAUUAUGUCUUGAAUGGGAGCAAAUUUUGGAUCACCAACGCUGCCACUGCCGACAUCUUCAUUGUCUACGCCAAGACGGAUCCGGAUGCUGCCAAGGCGCAACAUGGAAUUACAGCUUUCCUCGUAGAAAAGGGCACGAAAGGGUUCGGCAUCGGGCAAAAGCUCGACAAACUUGGCAUGCGUGGCUCCAGCACCGGGGAAUUAAUUUUCGAGGACUGCCAUGUUCCUGUUUCCAACGUCUUGGGCCAGGUGAAUAAAGGCGUCUACGUUCUUUUCAGUGGCCUCGAUUUGGAGAGACUCGUUCUUGCCGGUGGUCCUUUAGGAAUUAUGCAAGCUUGCUGUGACGUUUCCUUCGAGUACGCUCAUGAAAGAAAACAAUUUGGAAAACGCAUUGCCGAGUUCCAGCUGAUACAGGCCAAACUUGCGGACAUGUACACCAGUUUAAAUGCCAGCAGAAGUUACUUGUACUCAGUGGCAAGAGCUUGCGACGCCGGACAUGCAAAUCGCAAAGACUGCGCCUCCGUCAUUUUAUAUUCUGCGGAAAACGCGACAAAAGUCGCUCUGGAUGCGAUUCAAAUUUUGGGUGGAAAUGGAUACAUUAACGAUUACCCAACAGGAAGAUUCCUCAGGGACGCAAAACUUUACGAGAUCGGAGCAGGCACCAGCGAAAUCCGAAGAAUGGUGAUCGGCAGAGCGAUAACCGAGGAAUAUUCCUAAAAACUAACGCUUAUUACUCUAGAUCUCUAUUUUUACACGUUAUUUCAUAAAGACACUCCGAAAAUAUUGUUUAAACUAAGCGUUGUAUAUCAAUUUGUCGCACGGGGGAUUUCUAUCGAGUUUCUUGAAAUUCUUCGCCUCGUUGGUUGAAU